AUGAACCUGACCUUCAGUCUGAUAUCUAAUGCCAACAUUUCUGAUACAGGCAGCAUCACAUUGAGCCCCUACACCGAGGUGGCCCACUCUGGCAUGGCCUACGUGACAGAAAGCCGCCGGUUGACCACCACCUGCAAGAUGAAUCUUUUUAAGUUCCCCUUUGACACCCAGAACUGCAGCAUUACUUUUAUUUCCUUUAUGCUCAAAGGAAUAAAGUUGGGGCCCUUCUCCAACAGCAUUAUCAUGAGCCAAUUUUCCGAAAAGGUCAUGGUUACAUUGGGGGAAUGGGACUUCCUGGGCAUUAGGUUGUCCAUGGAAAAGCUAAUCUACGACAACAACAUUGUUUGGGACAAGCUGGUCUACAAGAUCAGCAUACGAAGAAGACCCCUAUUAUAUGUGAUCAACCUACUACUACCACUCUUAUUUUUCCUCAUCCUGGACUUGGCCUCCUUUUUCAUUGAUGAGGCCAAGGGAGAAAAGCUGGGCUACAAAGUGACCAUACUCUUGUCCAUUUCUGUCUUACUGCUGAUUCUCAAUGACAUCCUGCCUUCCACAGCAGAUGACCUGCCACUCAUAGCUCUUUACUGCAUCGUAAUCUUUGCCCUCACGGGCCUCAGCCUCCUGGAGACCAUGCUGGUGAGCUUCCUGAUUGAUAUGGACAGCAGGGCUGAUCAGGACAUCCAGACCUCUUCUAAGACCUGUGAGGAGACUCAGGAAGAGACCGACUGCCAAAGAGAGUCUCAGAGAGAUGCUGAGAUCAGCCUGGUGAAGGUUGAGGACAUUCCAAACAAGAAGGACCUUGAUGGAGACUGGCUGAACAACCCCCGCCUGCUGCAGCGGAUCCUAGAGGUGCGGAACAUACGGCAGAAAUGGUUCUUUGCUAACAUGAAGAAGAAGAAGCCUGGGCACUGGGAGAGAGAAGAAUAG
Coregonus clupeaformis (lake whitefish) is the source of this 927-nucleotide messenger RNA. RefSeq names its product 5-hydroxytryptamine receptor 3C-like. Gene Ontology annotation, molecular function: neurotransmitter receptor activity; extracellular ligand-gated monoatomic ion channel activity; transmembrane signaling receptor activity. Bases 1 to 927 code for a protein of 308 amino acids. The transcript is spliced from 7 exons. NCBI's taxonomy places the organism in Eukaryota, Metazoa, Chordata, Actinopteri, Salmoniformes, Salmonidae. Gene Ontology annotation, cellular component: neuron projection; synapse; membrane. Gene Ontology annotation, biological process: monoatomic ion transmembrane transport; chemical synaptic transmission; signal transduction. The record is from RefSeq and is a predicted model, not a curated record.